Messenger RNA from Teleopsis dalmanni, 930 nucleotides. RefSeq names its product putative helicase mov-10-B.2. Gene Ontology annotation, molecular function: helicase activity. Gene Ontology annotation, biological process: regulatory ncRNA-mediated post-transcriptional gene silencing. The record is from RefSeq and is a predicted model, not a curated record. The transcript is spliced from 4 exons. Gene Ontology annotation, cellular component: cytosol; P granule. Bases 148 to 744 code for a protein of 198 amino acids. NCBI's taxonomy places the organism in Eukaryota, Metazoa, Arthropoda, Insecta, Diptera, Diopsidae.
GAUGAUGAUGGGGAUGAUGUUUUUGAGUGGAAGUAUACUUUGGAGCUAUCAAAACAAAGAAGAAUAAAUCAAACACAAACUGCACCUUGCGUAGAUGAUGAUGUAUACAUUUGUAGCAAUGACAAACCUUGUGAUUUUUGGUCAGCUAUGGAAGAAUCAAAAUUUUAUGGCAUAGUAUUAACUGUCUCGAAAGAAAAAGUAACAUUUACAAUAAAAUCAAAACGCGAUAUCUGUGGAAUUUGUUUCGAUAGUCCUAUGUAUACCAUAGUAUUUAGUCCAUCCCGUUUCACAAUUCGUCUACAGUAUCGUGCAUUGGAGUUACUGAGUAAAGAACGAAUUGAAAUCAUCGAUCGUAUUUUUUUUCCUGCAGGUGUUGAUCCGAUAUAUGCUAUACCACAAGAGAGAUUGGUACUUUUUAAUGAAAGCAUUUACGAAAAUCCUGAACAAUUACAAGCAGUGCGCACCAUAGCAGCGGGGCCCAAAUGUAAAGUACCAUAUAUAAUAUUUGGACCACCAGGAACGGGAAAGACAACUUUAAUUGUGGAAUGUAUUCUACAACUCUAUUUACAUCGACCAAAUACUAAAAUUUUGGUUACUGCUGCAUCAAAUACCGCUUGUGAUGAAAUAGCGGUACGUUUAUGUAAAGCACUGUUCCACUAUAAUGACGAAUUUUCUAUUGUUCGCUUAUAUGCAAGAUCAUUUAAGAAAGAAACAAGCUUUCUUCUUAAAGAACAUUCUAAUUAACAUUCAAAGUACUUCUCUCCAAACAAAAAUGAUAUCAAGAAAUAUCGCAUUGUAAUAAGUACAUUAUCUGUCAUAGGAAAAAUUGAUAUUCAAGAAUCCCAAUCACCAUUAUUAGAAGAAUAUGAAACCAGUGCUUCCAUAACUCAUUUUACACAUAUUUUUAUUGACGAAUCGGCUGCUACAACA